Molecule: messenger RNA, 2961 nt
Organism: Hypanus sabinus (Atlantic stingray)
Lineage: Eukaryota; Metazoa; Chordata; Chondrichthyes; Myliobatiformes; Dasyatidae
Product: beta-1,4-galactosyltransferase 2-like
Exons: 7
Coding region: 260-1261 (333 amino acids)
Biological process (GO): carbohydrate metabolic process
Molecular function (GO): glycosyltransferase activity
Source: RefSeq, a predicted model, not a curated record
GGGGAGGAGCGAGUGGAGUCUUCAGGAAAUACAUACAAAAUGCUGGUGGAACUCAUCUGUGGAGAAGAGUAGAGGAUCACCGUUGCGGGCCCCGACCCGUCGCCGGGAGACUGGGCUGUCGGAGACCAGCCGGCGAGCAGCGAGAGGAGAGGCGGACUGAUCGGAAACUCCGCCCCGCCUGAGCGGCAGAGCGUGAAGCGGAGCCGGGGGCGUCUGGAAGGCUCGGCGGCCGUCGGGCUCCCGGGGUAACGCGGCGGGGAUGAAGGGCAAGCUGUUCGUGGCGCUCAGCUUCUCCUGCGUCCUCAGCGGGCUGCUGCUCUACAACCGCGCUGGCGGCGGCCUGGGCCAGUGGAAGCAGGCGGCGACCACGGAGCGGGUCAAAGACGUUUCAACUCCAGACAAUGUGACAGUGGUCCCCAAACCUUCCAAAGCUGGCCAGUUGGAAAAGUGUCCAAAUGAUCCACCGGAACUUGUUGGCCCCCUGAGGAUCGUGUUUGAUGAGGAGCAGACAUUGGAAGAGAUAGCUAAAUUAAAUACAUACGUGGCAUUUGGAGGACGGUACAAGCCAACUAACUGCACCCCUCUGCAACGCAUUGCUAUCAUCAUUCCAUUCCGCAAUCGUGAUCACCACCUGAGACACUGGCUCUACUAUCUUCUCCCGAUCCUACGCCGGCAGCAGGGAGAUUUUGGCAUUUAUAUUAUUGAGCAGGCUGGUGAUGGAACGUUCAACCGAGCCAAGUUGCUCAAUGUGGGAUUUGCGGAAGCUUUGAAAGAGAACGAAUAUGACUGCUUUAUAUUCAGCGAUGUUGAUAUUAUACCGGAGAACGACAAGAAUCUUUACCGCUGUAGCGCAAAUCCGCGUCAUCUGGCCUGCGCAAUGGACAAGUUCAAUUAUCGGUUACCAUAUACUGGCUAUUUCGGAGGGAUUGUGGCUUUUACCAAGGAGCAGUAUUUGAAGAUAAAUGGUUUCUCCAAUAAUUAUUGGGGCUGGGGAACUGAAGAUGACGACACAUACAUGAGAGUGAAAUUGAAUGGCAUGACUGUUGACCGGCCUGAUAGCAACAUUGCAAGAACCAAAAUGAUACGACAUGAAAGAGACAAAGGAAACGAGGUCAAUGAGAAAAAUUAUGUUGUUUAUAACAGGAUGAAAUUUACAAGGCACCAUGAUGGCUACAAAUCCCUUAAAUACUCAGUCAUCAAAAUAGAAAGAACACAACUUUUCACGAAGAUUACAGUCGAUAUUGGAAAACCUCCAUCGUAGAGAACUGGAAGAGUGCCUUUACCACCACCAUUACGAGUGGAAUUAACCAAAGAAGAGUGUGUGUGUGUGUGUGUGUGCUGCCUCGGACCACUGUUCAGACACUUAAACACACUAAUACACAUGCAAAAUGACUCAAGUCUCUUCACUUUAAAGGAGAUGAUCCAUCGUCUCUUGCUUCCGUGGAUAUGGGGGAAGAGGCUAUUAAAGUAUGUCUGCCACAACCUUUUCUUGGGGAGAGAGAGGGCUCCUAAUGCUGCUCAUAAUGAAAAUAGCAAGAGAUUGUGAAUGAGCUCUUGCUCUUGACUCAGUGAUAUCUUGCAUUAAUUCUGUCAUUCAUUUUUCAAGUAUUUUUCACUUUUUGUUUGGACAUAAAGGGGUGGGAUCUGUUUGAUUGUAGGAUUCGAGGAUGAUGACUUGCAGGAAGCACUCUCUCAUUUGCAGCUUCUCCUCCACCUUUAUCUGGCUAGUAACCAAGUCUAAGGAGGAGGGAUGGGAAUUCUUUGGUCCCUCUUGGACUCUGUCAACUCUUGGGAAUGACUCGUGUUUUGUUUUGCUAAUUGGUUAGUUUUAUUUUUCCUGGAUGACAUUAGGUUCAUUGUUGGCGUGUGGGAUGGUUCUGCUGAUGAUGGAGAGCAGAAGUCUAUCGCAGUUUGUAUAGGUUGUCGCCACCCACUUCCUCACUCUCGUACACCCCCCCCCCCACCACCACUAACACCACAGCCACACAUCACAUCACCCGUGUCCAAAGUGACCUUGACUGUUGCAUCCAUCAUGCUGGCACUCAGCUCUCUGUUAAUUUGCAGAGGCCCCGUCUCUGGAAAGGUGCUGAUCAAUGUCGAGUAAUAUUCCUUUGGCACAAUUUAUCUUUUUGCUCUUCACAAAAGUGCCCGUUUGUAGCAUGUGAUAUCCAAGAUGAGUGUAAUCCAGUAAUAGUAGAUUCAAGUCUUAACUCAAAAGUUGAGAUGCGAGCUUUCCGAUCGGAAUUGAGGCGGGGAGACCUGGCUGGAAUUUCUUUUGUUGUAGAGACAAGGUUACUCAGAUACACAAUCAACCUUAACCAUCUCUGUACUGAGCAUGCAUUGAAUCUGUGAUCUUGUGUAACUUUCGGACUCAGUCUUCCACUGAGCAGAGUUGUUACCAGAUGAGCACCUUGAAAUGAACACUAUUUUUAUAUAAUGUGUUCUCCAACUUUAUAUUCCAUGUUUACAAGGCAUUCUGUAAAUUUCAUAAUCAUGGAAGUUGACCAACUCAAUUUUUGCUUUGCAUCCUCUUUAACAUCCUCCAAUUUAUGUUUGAAAUAUUUGCAACUACGCUAUUUAACUGGGAUAGGGAGAGGUGACUGAAAUCUUUUUAAUCCUCCAAAUAGAGUGUCCACCACCCACGUUCCUGGAGCAUCAUUGUUCACUUUACUUCCAGCCAAUGGCAGUGAUGAAAAACUCAUUGAAAGCAUUCUGACCAUCGUGCAAGGUCUCUUGCUUUUGAGUUGCUGGACUGUUCAUAACUUUUUUUAAAAAAAAAAGCAACAGUUGUAAAUGAACCAAAGAUAACUCUGCAAAAAUGUAUAAAUUAAACCUAUUUGUAAAAUGGAAUGAUAUUUAUUUAAAUAUACAGCAGAGUGAGGAAGCUGAAACUCUGCAGGUUUUAUGGCAAUUGUAUUAUGAAUGAUAAUGAUGUGUGAAAUAUAUUUUUAAUGGACUGUU